AUACAAAUCAAACUGACAAAUGUUAUCAUUUCUGCACGCGAAAAAGUAUCUAAUAACGCUAUUUUUUAUAUUUGCAUCAGCAAGUCUUUACCAUCCGGUGUGAGGAAAGUUUCUUAUUGGCACAUCCAAGACAACUGAUACGAAGGUAAACAGCACUGUCAGCUGAGCAACGAAAAUUGAGUGUCAUCCAAAACCAUAAAUCGCUAGAAACAUUACAAGCGACUCAGAGUAAUCCAAGCUCAUGUGGUGGGCCAACCAUAAAAAAGUAGCCGUGAACACAAUUACAGUUGAGUGGGAUUUUUCAAGGGAAACAGAGAGUACCUGGACUUAUAAGGAAAAUACGAAUACUGCGGAUGGGUAAAUAAUCAGCACAGGAAAAAAAAGGUGUUUUGUUCCUACAGAAACAAUGAUAUUAUAUGAAUACAAGGUUUUCUACCUGUGAUCGGUCGCGGCAACUUCACGGUCGCAUUUCACUGUGAUUCACAGUUCACCCUUGUGUCAUCGCGAAAAAAAUUGACGUAUUUGAAUAAAUAACGUUUUGAUCUUCUUACAAUGAACACAAGCCAGAACUUAACGGGAACAGAAGACCAGAGUAACCUUUGGAAUCUCAAGGCAAUAAUAUCCUCAGGGAGCAUCCUCGCGCUGUUAACAAUAAUCGGUAACUCUAUCAGCCUAGUCGUCUUCAUGAAAACCAAGGUUCUUCGACGCCGACGACCCUACUAUCUCCUUGUUAACCUAUGCAUUGCCGAUCUUCUCGUUGGCAUCAACGUUUUCCUCCGAGUCAUUUUCGAUUUGGGGUUUAUAUAUCGAUGGACUAUUGACAAUACUAUUAAGAGAUUUUGCUACACGUUGGACUAUUUCUCCAGCCUGGCGUCUGUGUUCUUGCUUUCAGAGAUUUCCGUGGAGCGAUUUGUGGCCGUUGUCUUCCCGUUCUAUCAUCGAACACUGGGCAACGCCUUCUACAUCACCAUUAUCGCGGCUCCAUGGGCGCUCUCAAGUCUUGUGAUUAGUAUCUACGUGCCGUCCAAAUAUACCUCCACGCUUCCAUACAUCAUUUUCAAGUACUUAUACCUCGUCUUUUUGUAUCUGCCUGUGCUUAUUAUAAUAAUAGCGUACUCUGGAGUAUUGUUAAAAGUGAAAUUCAGUCAUGUCCAGGGAGGUAAUUCACACAAAAGUCGACAAUUGCGUGACAAGAAACUUGCCGUGACGCUUCUCAUUGUCACGCUGACGUCACUAAUCACGUGGAUGCCUUAUAAUUGUUUCUUGACCAUGUGGAGUUACUUGGAGUAUCCGUACUAUGAUAACGAUGUGUUCUUCGCGCUACUGCAGUUGCAGUACUCAAACUCGUGUGUUAACAUACUGGUGUAUGCCUGGAGGAUGCCUGAGUUCAGACACGUUCUUUUUGGGUCGUGUCGACGAGGCCAGGUGGCGCCACUAUCACAUGAAGACACUCGACCCAUUCCCUCUCGUCCUGAGCUGAGUGGGGUGUCAAGGAGCGGUGCAGCGGUGUCACAGCUAGAAGUCGGCGACGAUGUAUCAACUAUUGCCGGGAUAAGUAGUACGCAUUGCGUGAACGUGAUAGAGAUGGAAAAUAGAAGGUAAAAACAAAAAGAAAUGGAAUUUGAACUAGACUAAUGUCAGUAUCUCAAUAUAUGCAAGGUCUCACAUUUCUCAUAUACUUGAAGUACGCUUAUAUUACUGAAGUUUAUACGAUA
Molecule: messenger RNA, 1715 nt
Organism: Nematostella vectensis (starlet sea anemone)
Lineage: Eukaryota; Metazoa; Cnidaria; Anthozoa; Actiniaria; Edwardsiidae
Product: delta-type opioid receptor-like
Exons: 1
Coding region: 553-1602 (349 amino acids)
Biological process (GO): G protein-coupled receptor signaling pathway
Cellular component (GO): membrane
Molecular function (GO): G protein-coupled receptor activity
Source: RefSeq, a predicted model, not a curated record